This is a messenger RNA of Hydatigera taeniaeformis, 1329 nucleotides long. Lineage: Eukaryota; Metazoa; Platyhelminthes; Cestoda; Cyclophyllidea; Taeniidae. The record is from the annotation of a GenBank genome assembly.
GCACAAUGGACUCCUGAUUGCACCCAAGACAUUCCUGAAUCCAUCAUCCCGAUCAGGCAUGUUGACAUCACUACCGGUAUACCGGUGGAUGAAAGCACCUACGACGUGAUCUAUAAGUCGAUUCACUUACCAGGCGGUGAGGCAAUCGGUAUGCUGACAACCGCAGGUCAAAGGGACCUGUACAAUUUGGGUGGUCGUCUGCGUAAGGACUACGUUGGUGCUGAAAGUAUUCUGUCCGAUCCUCCAAAGCUUUCGGAAAUAGAGGCUCGAUCAACUCGUGUGGGGCGUAACAUAAAGUCUCUUCGAGCUCUCGUGGCAGGACUGACUAAGGGACAAGUUAAUGGUGAAUUGUUUUUCGCUUUCGAAUGGCUCUACUUACAGUGUGAACCUCUCCCAUUCUCAAUGCACAUUGUGGCGUUUUCAGGCACUCUCGUGGUCUCCUCCAUGGCGUUCGAAAAUGAGGUACUCUUCCCAAAUCCCAAGACUUUCACGAAUACACCCUUUGACGAAGGCACUGAGGAACUGCGAAACGACUCUUCUCUUUCCGCAUUGAAGGAGAAAAUUAAAGAGGCUCUGAAGGUGGAUCGACUCGUGGACGAAUUAAACACUGAUGGAAUGAAGUACACAGAAGACUGUCAAGUCUACUACGUGCGAGACGACUACAUUGCACGCAAACACAACGGAUUCCCUAUCCCAGAGGCAUUGGAAGCUCUUCAACCGGAAAUGGAUCACUACGCCUCGGUGGAGUUGCUGAGUGAACUUCUUGGAAAACGAGAAAAUUGGAUUGAAAAUUUGCCUGUCAACAUUGGACCGAUCCUGUACAUCAUCCUCUCAAAGAUGCACAAAUAUGCCAGAAUUCCACCGCUGCAAUUGUUUGCUGUUCAUGAUUCCACCAUUCUUCCUAUGCUCCUGGCUCUCGAAUACAGCGAAGAGAUAUGGCCUCCUUUCGGUGCAGAUAUUACAUUUGAAUUGUACAUCCAAGUUCUGGGUCCCUCCAACAAUCAAUCUCCUCUGAAAAAGGAGCUAACCCAUCCAGCAGACGCAUCACACUCCCGCAUUGAUUGGUCCACUAUUCAAGUGAACCAUCUGUGGGUGAGAGUAUGCUAUCUCGGUCGUCCACUACCUCUAGCCUCGAUGUGGUGUGCUAGAGAUGAUGUCGUACAUCAGUUGACAGGCUCAGAGGAAUACGUGCCAUUGCUACAUCUUGUGAGCAAGUUGACUCCGUUGGCGUUAUCGAUGAAGGAUUUUAGAGCCAAAUGUCAAGCUAUUGCGAUGAAGGCGAACUCGGGAGGUGUAAAAGAAGAGAAACGAGGUCCUAAAAACCUGUAG